Messenger RNA from Otolemur garnettii (small-eared galago), 2191 nucleotides. RefSeq names its product tropomyosin 4 (gene TPM4). Gene Ontology annotation, molecular function: actin filament binding. The coding region runs from base 1 to 855 and encodes 284 amino acids. Gene Ontology annotation, biological process: actin filament organization; muscle contraction. Gene Ontology annotation, cellular component: actin filament. NCBI's taxonomy places the organism in Eukaryota, Metazoa, Chordata, Mammalia, Primates, Galagidae. The record is from RefSeq and is a predicted model, not a curated record. The transcript has 9 exons.
AUGGAGGCCAUCAAGAAAAAGAUGCAGAUGCUGAAGCUGGACAAGGAGAAUGCCAUCGACCGGGCAGAGCAGGCAGAGGCAGAUAAGAAAGCCGCCGAGGACAAAUGCAAGCAGGUGGAGGAGGAGCUGACGCACCUACAGAAGAAGCUGAAAGGGACGGAAGACGAACUGGAAAAAUACUCUGAGGACCUGAAGGAAGCACAAGAGAAGCUGGAGCUGACCGAGAAGAAAGCCUCCGACGCCGAAGGUGAUGUGGCAGCUCUCAAUCGACGCAUCCAGCUAGUUGAGGAGGAGUUAGACCGGGCUCAAGAACGUCUAGCCACAGCCCUCCAGAAGCUGGAGGAGGCAGAAAAAGCUGCAGAUGAGAGUGAGAGAGGAAUGAAGGUGAUAGAAAACCGGGCCAUGAAAGAUGAGGAGAAGAUGGAGAUUCAGGAGCUGCAGCUCAAAGAGGCCAAGCACAUCGCUGAAGAGGCUGACCGCAAAUACGAGGAGGUAGCUCGUAAGUUGGUCAUCCUGGAAGGUGAGCUGGAAAGGGCAGAGGAACGUGCAGAGGUGUCUGAACUAAAAUGUGGUGACCUAGAAGAAGAACUCAGGAAUGUCACUAACAAUCUGAAAUCACUCGAGGCUGCAUCUGAAAAGUAUUCUGAAAAGGAGGACAAAUAUGAAGAAGAAAUUAAACUUCUUUCUGAUAAACUGAAAGAGGCUGAGACCCGUGCUGAAUUUGCAGAGAGAACAGUUGCAAAACUGGAAAAGACAAUUGAUGACCUGGAAGAAAAACUUGCCCAGGCCAAAGAAGAGAACGUGGGCUUACAUCAGACACUGGAUCAGACACUAAACGAACUUAAUUGUAUAUAACCAAACAGAAGUCUUGUUUCAACUGAACUCCAGAACUCCAUGUCUCUUCUCUUGUAAGAAGUUUCUUUUAUUAUUGCAUCUUCACUUUGCUGGAAAUGUCAAGCAAAUUAUGAAUACAUGACCAAAUAUUUUGUAUCAGAGAAGCUUUGAGCACCAGUUAAAUCUAAUUCCUUCCUUUUUUCAAAUGGCACCAGCUUUUUUGGCUCAUUUUUUUUAUUUUCCUUAAUUGCAUUUAUUACUAAGGUAGGCAGGGUAUUUCAUAUUGAGCAUACUCUCUUAAGACUGAGGGCAUUUGGUUCCAGGAAGAAUAGCCCCACACUUUCAAGAACACAGAAUCCAAUUUCUACUCAUGGAUCAAUUUAAAACACUGAAGAAUAUAACCUUCUGGGUCACUGCUGGUCAAACUACAGGAGGCGAGGGACAAUCACACGAGUGGGGAUUUUCCAUCCAGAGCCAAAAAAAAAACAAGGGGAGGGCUGUUGUGAGAAGUCAUAAACCGCAGCUAGAUUAACCUAAUCAUUCUGGUCCUUCUCUACACUCUACUGUGCAGAGCAAACAUUCUCUUGAGCACCCAGCUUAAGAAUGCCUGGGAAAUAGUCUUAAUAAUUACCCAAAUAUUUUCUGGAUAGAUCUUUGGUGUUAUGUAGUUCUACAUACUCCUUUCAUUCAAAUGUUGUUCUCUGAAGAGCAAGAAUCUUAGUCCAAUAAUGAUUCAUGUUUUUCUGCUCUGAUAUAAAGCCAUCCACUCAGCAGAAAUAUGGCGUUCAGUCCUAUUUGGGUCAGCCAUAUCAAGAAGAUUGAUUGCUAUCAAUAAACUGAGCAAAGAGUUUUUUUCCUAUUAGCAGAAAGGGCCUCUCUGGCACCAAAGCAGAGAUAAAAAUGUAAUUGGCCUAACUUCAUUUUCAUACUUCAGAGAAUGGCAUACUGAAGAUUUACUUAUUUGAUUCCUUUUUUGGAACCAAAUUAAAAGAAGACCAAGAAACUCCUGAUUAAACUGGAUAUGGAGUAUUUUGUAGGCAAGGCUGCACAUUUUGGCUUUGUUAUAUUUCUGUUUUCUCAGUUAACAUCUCAGAGCUGAAACAUUCCACAUUCCCCAACAGUGUGGGGGCUAAAUCAAGUUUACAGGUCUGAUUAAAAAUCACCCUGCUUCUAGCUUAUCUGAAUCCCUUCCCCCUCACUCCUAUUUAUUAAGCACCACACUACCCAGGAGAUACACUAGUAAAUUGUGCAAUUGAAUAAAAUCCACAUUUUUCUUUAGAUUCCUGCGACUGUAUCAUAUGUAAUACUAUCACUUUUUCUACAUUUUGGUCAAAUAAAUUUUUACAUAAACUACAAA